UCUAGUGCUGUGCUCUCUCUCACUCACAGGAGGCGGCGCUGAGCAGCUUUGUGGCUGCAAAGUAGUUUGAUGCUGGAAGUGUGACAGGGCCAUUACGAGCAGACCAGGAGGAACGACAUGGCACUAAACUUGACUAUCAACAGUAGCAACCCACCUCUAGGGGCGCUGUUGACUGCUGAGCAUGUGAAGGGCAGCGUCAAUCUCUCUGUGGAGGAGGGCAAAGACACCAUGCUCCAUGUCUCUGAUAAGGUGCAGUUUAGUGACGUGAACUCCAUCACGCGUUAUCUUGCCCGAGUGGCUCCGGCGUUGGGACUCUAUGGAUCUAACAUGAUGGAGCAAACUGAGGUUGAUCACUGGUUGGAGUUCAGUGCCCGUCGUCUCUGUGGUCAGUCAGAUCUCUCUUCUGCUCUGGGUGAUCUGGAUAAAGCUCUGGCACUGAGAACCUUCCUGGUGGGUCACAGUGUGACCCUGGCUGACCUCUGCGUCUGGGCUGCUCUCAAAGGAAAUGGCGAGUCACAGGCCAAGCCAAACUCCUACCCUCAUCUGUGCCGCUGGUUUUUGUUCCUGAGCUCUCAGGUGCCAUUCAGCUCAGUGGGCAGCAAAUGGGCCAGCAAGAUCUCUGCCAUCAAAGCCACUCCUGUGGAGAAGGAAAAAAAGCAGGAUUUGGGAAAGUUUGUGGAGCUCCCUGGUGCUGAGAUGGGCAAAGUAGUGGUGCGUUUCCCCCCUGAGGCUAGUGGAUACCUGCACAUCGGUCAUGCCAAGGCAGCUCUACUCAAUCAGCACUACCAGGUCAAUUUCAAGGGCAAGCUCAUCAUGCGUUUUGAUGACACCAAUCCUGAGAAAGAGAAAGAGGACUUUGAGAAGGUCAUCUUGGAAGAUGUGGCCAUGCUACAGAUCAAACCGGACCAGUUCACCUACACAAGUGAUCACUUUCCCACCAUCCUGCGCAUGGGAGAGAAGCUUCUACAGGAGGGCAAGGCCUAUAUAGACGACACUCCUCCAGACGCCAUGAAACAAGAAAGAGAGCAAAGGGUGGAGUCUCGCAACCGCAGCAACUCUGUGGAGAAGAACCUACAGAUGUGGGAGGAGAUGAAGAAGGGUACAGUGUUUGGCCAGACCUGCUGCAUGAGAGCCAAGAUCGACAUGAAUUCCAACAACGGCUGCCUGCGUGACCCCACACUGUUCCGCUGCAAGAACGCUCCUCAUCCUCGCACCAGCAAUACUUACAAAGUGUAUCCCACAUAUGAUUUUGCGUGCCCCAUUGUGGACAGCAUUGAGGGGGUCACGCAUGCCUUACGUACCACUGAGUAUCACGACAGAGACGAGCAGUUCUACUGGGUAAUAGAUGCCCUUGGUUUGCGUAAACCGUACAUCUGGGAAUACGCCAGACUCAAUCUUAACAACACUUUGCUCUCCAAGAGGAAGCUCACCUGGUUUGUCGACCAGGGCUAUGUGGAUGGCUGGGAUGACCCUCGUUUCCCCACAGUCAGAGGUGUGCUGCGUAGAGGAAUGACUGUCGAGGGACUCAAACAAUUUAUUUCUGCUCAGGGAGGCUCGAGAUCGGUAGUCAAUAUGGAGUGGGACAAGAUCUGGGCAUUCAACAAGAAGGUCAUUGACCCAAUAGCCCCAAGAUACACUGCCCUACUAAGCUCGCAGUUUGUUCCAGUCUGCAUUUCUGAGGCCAAGGAGGAAAUGAAAGAGGUUGCCAAACAUCCCAAGAAUGCAGAUGUGGGAAUGAAGCAGGUGUGGUACGGGCCAAAGGUCCUUAUUGAGGGAGCUGAUGCAGAAACUUUCACAGAGGGUGAGACCGUCACCUUCAUCAACUGGGGAAACGUCAUAAUCACCAAAAUCCACAGGGAUGCCAGUGGAGCGAUCACGUCUCUGGAUGGUCAUCUGAACCUAGAGAACACUGAUUAUAAAAAGACUACUAAGAUCACCUGGCUCGCUGAAUCCAGCUGCGCUCCACUCGUGCCCACUGUCUGCGUCAACUACCAGCACCUCAUUACCAAGCCGGUUUUGGGCAAGGAUGACGAUUUCAAGGAUUACAUCAACAAGAACAGCAAGAUAGAGGAGAAGAUGCUAGGAGACCCUUGCCUGAAGGACUUGAAGAAAGGUGACAUCAUACAGCUGCAGAGACGAGGUUUCUAUAUCUGUGAUCAGCCUUAUGAGCCAAUCAGCCCCCACAGCUGCAAGGAGAGUCCCUGUGUCUUGCUGUACAUCCCAGAUGGACACACAAAAGAGAUGCCCACUGCUGGCUCCAAGGACAAGAGCAAGAGCCAGACAGCUGCUAAACCUGUGAAGGCAGAGUCUGUUCCUCUGAGCAAAGCCAAGCAGGCUCCUGUGUCCAGCCCAGCGCCAGCCGCACCAGGAGACUCUUCCGUCCUGUACUCCAGCCUUGUGGCUCAGGGAGACCUGGUCAGGCAGCUCAAGACAGACAAGGCCCCUAAAGAGCAAGUGGACGCUGCUGUAAAGCAGCUCUUGGCCUUGAAAUCCGAGUUUAAACAACUGACCGGACAGGAGUACAAUCCUGGCAUGGCUCCACCCACAUCUGCUCCAGCACCGAAGAGCUCCGCCCCCACCGCUGCAGCAGAAAGUCCAAGCCCUGCCUCCACCGGUUGUCCAUACACUCGUGUUGCUGAGCAGGGCAAGGUGGUCAGUAAACUGAAGGCUGAAAAAGCACCCAAGGAGCAAGUAGAUGCUGCAGUGAAACAGCUCUUGGCUCUUAAAGCUGAGUUUAAACAGCUCACUAGUCAAGAAUACAAACCAGGCAUGGCUCCUCCCACAGCAUCUCCCCCGCAGCCAGCCCCUUUACCUGACUCCUCCCCUGCUGCCAUAUAUGGGCGUGUGUCCGAACAGGGGGAGGUGAUCAGAAAGCUGAAAGCAGAAAAAGCACCAAAAGACCAGAUUGAUGCUGCAGUGAAGCAGCUUUUGGUUCUGAAGGAAGAAUAUAAGCAGGUGAUAGGGCAGGACUACAAACCCGGAGUUCCACCUGCUGGUGCAUCUCCAUUGACUCCAGUUCAGCCUGCUGCAGUGUCUGGCUCCUCCGACAGCUCUCCUAAGGCUAUUUAUGAUCGCGUCUCUCAACAGGGAGAACUUGUGAGGAAAUUGAAAACAGAAAAAGCACCCAAGGAUCAGAUAGAUGCUGCUGUGAAGGAGUUGCUCAGUCUUAAAGCAGAGUACAUGCAGCAAACUGGACAGGAAUACAAAGCAGGUGUGCCUCCAUCUUCAGGCCCCGCCCCUGUACAAUCUAGCCCUGCCCCACCCCAAUCUAGCUCCUCCCAACCUCAAUCCAGCUCCUCCCCUCAGGCUCAAGCACUGUUUGCAGACAUAGCCCAGCAGGGGGAGCAAGUGAGACGGUUUAAAGCAGAGAAAGCUCCUAAGGAGCAAGUUGAUAAAGCAGUGAAGACUCUGCUUGAACUGAAGGGUCAGUAUAAAGCCCUCACUGGUGAGGAGUACAAGCCUGUGACCACCCCAGGAUCCUCAGGGAACACGGGAGGAGAAGACAAGAGCCGCAAGGACCGAGAGAACAAGUCUGAGAAGCAGGGAGGAGGAGGAGGACGCAAGCAACAGAAAGGAGGAGAGAAACCUCAAGUUCAAGACUCUGGAGCAAGUGGAGCAGGAGAUGGCCAGGGGCCAAAGAAACAGACACGGCUGGGACUGGAGGCAAAGAAAGAGGAAAACCUGGCUGAGUGGUACUCGCAGGUGAUCACCAAGGCUGAGAUGAUCGAGUAUUACGACGUCAGUGGCUGUUACGUGUUGAGGCCCUGGUCUUACUCUAUCUGGGAGGCUAUCAAAGAAUUCUUUGACCGGGAGAUCAAGAAGCUGGGUGUGGAGAACUGCUACUUCCCCAUGUUUGUCUCUCAGGCUGCCCUGGAGAAAGAGAAGACCCACAUUGCAGAUUUUGCUCCAGAGGUUGCUUGGGUGACAAGAUCAGGAAAGACAGAGCUGGCGGAGCCCAUCGCUGUGCGUCCCACUAGUGAGACAGUGAUGUAUCCUGCCUAUGCCAAGUGGGUUCAGUCACACAGAGACCUGCCAAUCAAACUCAACCAGUGGUGCAACGUCGUGCGUUGGGAGUUCAAACACCCCCAGCCCUUCCUGAGGACCAGAGAGUUUCUUUGGCAGGAGGGACACACAGCGUUUGCCACUAAAGAGGAAGCUGCAGAGGAGGUUCUGCAGAUUUUAGACCUGUAUGCUCGGGUCUACCAGGAGCUGAUGGCCAUCCCUGUGGUCAAGGGCAAGAAAACCGAGAAGGAGAAGUUUGCAGGAGGAGACUACACCACCACUGUGGAGGCUUAGUGCUCCAAAUAUCUUUCUAAACUAGAGAAGGCCGACAUCAGAGUCAAGGCAGACCUGCGUGAUAAUUACUCGCCUGGCUGGAAGUUCAAUCAUUGGGAGCUGAAGGGUGUGCCCAUAAGGUUGGAGGUUGGGCCAAAGGACUUAAAACAGGGCCGGUUUGUAGCAGUAAGAAGAGACACGGGAGAAAAGCUCACUGUGCCAGAGGCUGACGCUGAGAAGAAAAUCCUAAACCUUCUGGAAGAGAUCCAGAACAACCUCUUUAAACAGGCCUCUGAUGAUUUGCACAAACACAUGGUUGUGGCUGAUACAAUGGAGCAAUUCCAGAAAGAUCUGGACCAGGGAAGAAUUGUGCAGAUUCCCUUCUGUGGAGGCAUUGAGUGUGAGGACUGGAUUAAAAAGACAACAGCCAAGGAUCAAGACCUGGAGCCUGGUGCACCUUCAAUGGGAGCCAAGAGUCUGUGUAUCCCCUUCGAGCCAUUGAAGAAACUGCAGGCCGGUCAGAUGUGCGUCAGCGGCAAAGAGCCUGCGCAGUUCUACACGCUGUUUGGUCGCAGUUACUGAGACCGUUUUCCACCCCUAAAAUAAUGACUCUUCUUCUUGUCAAAUGCACUUGCAGAAUAACUCUUAAGACAUCUGUCAUCUCCUCUAACCACGCAAAAUACUGCUUUUUACUAUAUUUUAGAGGAAUCCCCUCUAUUUUUCUGGUCACGGGUUUACUAGCUGGCACGCAGAGAGUUUUAGGCUGAUAUUAGAUGUUCUAUGCGGGCCAUACUUAACCUUUUCGCAUCUUUGUCCUAAAUAACUGUCUGACAAUUGUAAUGAACUAAACAUUAUCUGUAAUAAAGGGAUUCUUCAUUUCUAUAA
Messenger RNA from Sinocyclocheilus rhinocerous, 5160 nucleotides. Its product is annotated as bifunctional glutamate/proline--tRNA ligase-like. Gene Ontology annotation, biological process: prolyl-tRNA aminoacylation; translation; glutamyl-tRNA aminoacylation. The record is from RefSeq and is a predicted model, not a curated record. Gene Ontology annotation, molecular function: ATP binding; glutamate-tRNA ligase activity; proline-tRNA ligase activity. NCBI's taxonomy places the organism in Eukaryota, Metazoa, Chordata, Actinopteri, Cypriniformes, Cyprinidae. The transcript is spliced from 32 exons. Gene Ontology annotation, cellular component: cytoplasm; cytosol; methionyl glutamyl tRNA synthetase complex.